CAUCACCCAUCCAACCCAUCCUCCUCCGCCCACAGGGAAACCAAAGCCCCCCGCUGCGACGCCUUCCUUCCUUAUCCGCUUCCACACCAAACCUUCCACCAUACUGCUACUAUAAACCUAGCCAAGAUCGUUCCCUGCCUCUACUCGGAUUUCCAUUCCAACUUCUGAUUUGAAAUCUUCGAUUUGAUGGCAAUGGAGCGGGAGCGCCAUGGCGGCGUCGGGUGCUUCUCGUGCUGCUUCGGCGGCGGGGACGGGGAGGGGGAAGGGGAAGGGGAGGAGCUGGGGCACCGCGCGGCGAGGGCGCUGCGGACGUCGUCGCGGUGGGUGCGGGACCGCGCCGUGGAGCUGCCGGAGCUGGUGGCGCGGGCGGGGAGGCGGCGGCGGAAGCACCCGCCGCAGCAGCUGGCCGGGGAGUUCCGCUACGACCCCAUCAGCUACGCGCUCAACUUCGAGGACGAGGGGGCCGGCGGGGACGGCGACGGCGAGGCGGAACCGUUCAAGUAUAUGGCGUUCUCCGCGCGGCUGCCGGCGUCCCCGCCGCCGCCGGCGACGGUGCUGGACGUCGACCGGAGUCCUUGAUUUUCUUUUUCUUUUUUAGGGAGCGUUGAAGUGUACAUAUAGGAGAUUAAAUUUUCGAUUUCUUUUUUUAUUUGUUCGGAGCGCUGAUCUGUGUACAGGAGGAUUGAAUCGAUUUUCCGCUGGUUUUUAAACGAGAUUUGCUUUUCUUUUAUAAAUUGACUUGACUUUGGGCAACGCCCUUUUUUAGUAGUAUGUAUCUGAGAAGAAUGUUCUUUCUUGUGUUGGUGUGAUGCCUUGUACAGAAAUGACUGCAGUAGAUUUAGCAAAUUCCAAAGCCAUGGCAUUAUUUUAUUUGUUCCGUUGCAAAAGAUCAAUUUUUCCAUGUUUAAAAUUGGG
Oryza brachyantha (malo sina) is the source of this 915-nucleotide messenger RNA. RefSeq lists its product as uncharacterized. The coding region runs from base 187 to 579 and encodes 130 amino acids. Lineage: Eukaryota; Viridiplantae; Streptophyta; Magnoliopsida; Poales; Poaceae. The record is from RefSeq and is a predicted model, not a curated record. The transcript has a single exon.